Drosophila obscura is the source of this 2090-nucleotide messenger RNA. RefSeq lists its product as uncharacterized. The record is from RefSeq and is a predicted model, not a curated record. Bases 146 to 1906 code for a protein of 586 amino acids. The transcript has 2 exons. Lineage: Eukaryota; Metazoa; Arthropoda; Insecta; Diptera; Drosophilidae.
AGUCGUCGUCAUCCAUCAUUCUUUUCGUGCAGUGACGUGGUGUAGUGUGGAUUGCAAAUUUUCCGAGCUUGCGUAAUAAUCUACGGAAAUCCAUUGAAAAAGUGUCACAUUUUGAGCAAUAAAAAAUUGACUUUUUUUCGAGGCCAUGGAUCCAAAUUGGAUUGAGAAAUUUAACAGGCUUUUUCUGGACGACGACGACAGCGACUCUGACGGCGACAGCGAUAAUAAGAACGAGCCGGAGAUGGACGUUGAGAAUAUGAUUAGCUUUUUCAGCGGUUCUAUGCCUGAGGAGUUGCUUUCUGGCCGCUUCAAAUCUAAAGAGAAUGCGGCGGCUGCCAACAUGUCCAAUGGGGUGGAGCAGCAGCCGUCAAUAGAUAAUGGGCCAUCCAACUCCCAGGAGCCGGUGGCGGCAGCGGCAGCCGGACGCUCCACUUCGCCGCAGAAUUCUGAUGUGGAAGACGAAAUGCCGUCUCCGUUGCGUCUCGCUGAGGCCUCGCAAUACUCGUGCUCCAUAAGCAGCGACGAGGAUGAUGAAUAUAUUCCACAGGAUUACUAUCCGGUGCCGGUGCCGGAGACCGAUGCAGAUGCAGAUGCUGAUGCUGCCACCGCUGCCACCGCCGCCACCGCCACCGACAGCACCGAAUCGAAGAAGAAAAAGAAGAAGAAGAAGCCGCGUCAGCGUCUACGCAUUCGCAACAAGGCCUUCCUGUCGUCUGUCGAAGUGGCCUUGGAUGUGCUGGCCAUGGCCGUUGCCAAUCGACUGCAUCAAUUGGGCGCCGAUGUCAAUAAUGAUGAGGAAAUCGCGAAAAUGGUCACCGAAGUUGUCGCCGAAAUGAACUUUCCCGAACACAUUGCUGAGGCCAUUGCAGCCGAAGCCACGAAAAUAUACAAAGGCACGGCCAAUCAGAGCAAGGAACAGAAUCUGAAAAAUCUGGAAAAGCUAAACCAAUUGAUCAAUCAGAUCAAUCAGAAUAAAUCUGAGUACGAAUUCGGUGAUUUUGGCAACUUCAAUGCCGCACUCGAUCCGAAUACCCACAAAGUGAUUUCACUUGAGAUUAAUGCCAAUCUAUUUGCCACCGAGGAGGAGCUGGCUACUUUUAAUCUAAUUGCCGCUAGAAAGCUAAACGCAGGCAAAUCAAAAUCAAAAUCUGGUGCGGCCAAAAAGAACGCUGACAAAAAAAAGGCUGACAAGCAGAAGAAAGAUUCGUCUGAGUUUAAGCCAUUUAAGGAGCGCUCUGACGAACGACGCGCCGCCAAGAUGUCGGAACGUCAGCGCCUAAUGAUCGAGCUGGAAAUGGGUAAGCAGAUCGAAAAGCAGGUCACCAAAUGGGCUGAUGCCCAUGCACGUCAGGAGCCCAAAACUGACGGAUUUGAUAUGCAACAAUUUUUGAACGAUCGUGCAGCACGCCGCCAGAAGGCAGAGGAGGGCGUGGAUGAGGCUCAGGCUGAGGCUGAGGCUGGGGCUGCUGAAUAUGAGUUCGGUGUCAACGAUAUUCUGGCGAAUUUGGAGAAGCAGGAUGAGGCAGCUACGGGCCGUCCACGCGCAUCAGCAGUAGAAAUGGUCGAUAAGAGUGUUGGCACAGACGAUGAUUAUGGUGUCGGAAAAGAGGAACCCAAAGCGGCUACACCAGCUCCACCACCAGCUGCUGCUGCUCCAGCUCCAGCUCCAGCUGCUGCUGCUGCUGGUCGUCGUUCAUGGUUCGCCGGACCGAUGUUUAUGCCGAGUGCUGCUACGUUGAAGCAGGACUUGGACAAGAAGGCCAAGGAUGCAGAGAAAAAUGAGACUGCGAAGUCUCAGACUGACUAUGAUGAGGAGGAGCUGCUGUUGGAAUGGUAUGAAAAUGGAGAGGUGAAAAGUGGCCACGUCUGGCCACUGGUAUUGGGAAAACGUAAUUCAAAAAAAUAAACAAAAACAAAAAACUCCAAAAAAAAAAAAAAACGAAGAAAGGUUAGAAGAAGCAGAAGAAGAAGAAGAAGAACAGAGAAAGACAGUUAACAGAAGUUGGCAAAAUUUAAUGUAAAACGAAAGAAAAAUCUAAACAAAAUUUAUUUGUAACGCGAAAAAUAUCAAAAAAGAAGAAAGCAGCGAA